AGUGCUAUUUUAUUUCGUCAAUCAGCAGGUGGAAUUUCAUAUUUCGUCAAUUUUUUCGCCUCUGUUUCGUUAAUAAAUAUUUCAAGUUUGAAGUUUUGAAUUAAAUACACUGAUUAAUAAGCAGUGAUUAUCAUUACAAAGUAGAUAAGACGAGUACAAAGCCGCGUCUUCAAUAUUCUCGAAUUUCAACUCACUAACAAGAUUUCCAAUCUAGUCACGUGGAAUAUUUUUUUAAGUUCAGAAGUCUUUAUUGAAACCAGUAAAAACCUUUAAAGUUUUGACUCGGGGGGAACGAAUUCUAAAAUACUUGCGGUUCUUUGCAUCAAAUAAAGUUUUAAAGAUGAACAACAGGCAACUCUUGAGCCCCACACUUUUGGCCUUUCUGAAGGGCUUGAACAAACCCGUGGCUCCAAAACAGUCGUCGACAUCGGGUCAACAAAAUCAGUCGUCGAAAGGUCAACCAAAACAGAACAACUUUCAAACUUUUAUUCUCGUGCGACAAAAUUUUCGAAACGCCUUUGCAUCCGGUGUUCUCCGACCGGACGAUUUCGCCCAUCGAAUUCAAGCCAUGGUCACUGCUGCGACAAUUGCUAUCUUGGAGGAUGCGAAAAAACGAAAUAUUAACGCGAUUUUGGGCGAACUUUGUAAAGACGGUAAACUAAAGCCGUUCAGUGUGGCGGAAGCGCUGGCUUUCCUUUGGGUCUACGUCGGCACGGUGGAGGAGGUGACGAGGCGAAGUGGACCAAUUUUUUGCCGCGGAGUGCUCAGCUAUCAAUUAGAGUAUUUGUUUAGACAAGCAGUCGCCGUAGAUAAGGGAAAGAACAUGCAGCACGUCGCCUACUUGUGGAAGAAGGUUCGAAAAUGCAACCCCCCCUCGGAGGAGUUUCCUUCACAUGGGAACACUUUUAAGAACGCUUAUGGUGGCGUGGAUUUGGACGUGGUGUGGACACCGGAGAAAGGAAUGGAACAGUUUUUUGGAGAGAUAUUGUCAGUUAACGGGGUCUGGAGAAAUCCGUCCUCGAACAACGAGCAACAAUCGGGCAAAGAUGCUACUCCAAAAACGAUUAUGAAACCAACCUUAGCGAGGAAGGACGAUAAAUCAGUCAACCUAGAAAGAUCAUCGACAUCGAAACCGCGUCCAAGAUCAGAUUUUGUCCAGCAAAAUAUACAAGAAUUAACCAGCAAUAAUCCUGCUGCUGCUAAUCUCCCCCUGAUAACUACGGAUAGCGAUGCUCUACUCUUCCUCACAAAUCCGGCUGAGUACAUCGGACUAAACCCGUCCUUGUUUCCAUCCAGUAAAGAUGUCACUUGGUCUGCCAGAAAAUUACUUCCGGAACCACCGACAAAACGGAACAAACCAAACCCUGUGAAUGAUCCCGUUCCGGAACCGGAAGUCGCUCAAACUCCGGCCGACUGUACGGAAACUUUGCUGAGGGUGGAUUUUACGCCGGAGGAGUACGUCGAUCAGACCACGGCGCCCAAUUAUUAUGCUCAAGGGGUCAAAAUUGUCGAUGGGGUGAGAAGGGUCGUCUUCUAUCAUAAGAUGAUAAAUUCCUCGUACAUUAAGAAAGAACCGAUUUAAAUUAAUGAGUCUGCAAUGAUAAUGGUCAAUUUACAUACACAUCAGUUAAAACAAGUGUGAAUUUAUACUUAUAGAUUAACAAAAGUAUGAAUACUUUUAUGAAUUAUUAUGACCUCCUGGAAAUAUUUAUUCAUCUUUGUUAUAAUUGAAAUAAACUACAUAAAAUAGCAAAGUAUA
This is a messenger RNA of Folsomia candida, 1759 nucleotides long. RefSeq lists its product as uncharacterized. Bases 341 to 1582 code for a protein of 413 amino acids. The transcript is spliced from 5 exons. The record is from RefSeq and is a predicted model, not a curated record. Lineage: Eukaryota; Metazoa; Arthropoda; Collembola; Entomobryomorpha; Isotomidae.